GGCGCACAUGCGCGUGGAGCUGAAGGCUGCCGCUUUGCUUUUAUUUGUAUCAUGGCGAGAUACAUGCGACCUCCAAACACGUCUCUGUUCAUCAGAAACAUCUCCGAUGACAGCAGGCCUGAGGAUUUGCGUCGUGAGUUUGGUCGUUACGGACCUAUAGUAGAUGUCUACGUUCCUGUUGACUUCAAUUCACGGCGACCAAGAGGAUUUGCAUACGUACAGUUCGAGGACGUUCGUGACGCGGAGGACGCGCUGCAUAACCUGGACAGGAAGUGGAUCUGUGGACGGCAGAUCGAGAUCCAGUUCGCUCAAGGAGACCGGAAGACUCCGGGUCAGAUGAAAUCCAAAGAGAAGCGCUCUCCUCGCAGCGACUCGCGGUACGAUGACUCUGAGCGGGACGGCCGGCGCAGACGCAGCUACAGCAGAAGCAGAUCUCGCAGUCCUUCAUACGAACGCCGCGCGCGCAGAUCAGCAAGCCCCAGACACUCUCGGGCGCGCGACAGACAGCGGAGGAGCAGAAGUCGUGAGAAGCACAGACACAGGUCACGUGAGCACGACCGCAGACGCCACCGAUCAGCCUCGCGCUCUCCGUCCCGUGACUCCAAAUACAAGGCCAAGAGCCGGCGGUCUGGCUCCCGGUCCAGCUCGGCCAGUCCGCCCGCGGAAGAGCUGCAUGCGUCGGCCGGACCCCGCUCCCGCUCGCGCUCCAGAUCCUGGGCCGGACGCAAGUCUGGAGGCUCUUAAAGCCUGUGCAGCUUUUCAUCGAAUCUGUGUUUAAUCAUGACCACUUGCUCUCGUUCUUACUGAAAUGAUGCUUGAAAGUUGUCAGAGGCAGUUCAUUCUUUUGUAAGAAACGUGCUUUGAUGCCAGUAUGAAGAUGGCUUUAUUUUUAUAGUCACAGACGAGCAGAAACCCAGCUGUUUGUGUAGAAAGAUGCAUGCAGAAACUGAAUAAUGGGAGAAAACAGUUGAUUUAAAGAUUUGUUUGCUCGGAAAAGUCGCAGUGUUAAGUUUUUCUUCAAAAGUUAUACUGUAUUAGAAACUCAAUUUGUAUUAAGUCUUGCAUCUGUUUAUAUUAAAGACGUAGUAUUUUUGUCAUCGCAAAAUAAACAUGAUUUAAACGUAUUGCAUUUCCACAGCGUGAAGUCGAGGUCCUAUGGAUUUAUGAAUGAACAGAUUUACAAUCUGCUUUAAACCGUACAGUACACAGGAUACAUUUCAUUGACUUACACUACAGGAAGAAAAUCCACUUCAGCAGCUCAAAGGC
Molecule: messenger RNA, 1266 nt
Organism: Sinocyclocheilus grahami
Lineage: Eukaryota; Metazoa; Chordata; Actinopteri; Cypriniformes; Cyprinidae
Gene: srsf10a
Product: serine and arginine rich splicing factor 10a
Exons: 6
Coding region: 52-744 (230 amino acids)
Molecular function (GO): RNA binding
Source: RefSeq, a predicted model, not a curated record